Molecule: messenger RNA, 1833 nt
Organism: Galleria mellonella (greater wax moth)
Lineage: Eukaryota; Metazoa; Arthropoda; Insecta; Lepidoptera; Pyralidae
Product: transmembrane protein 181
Exons: 12
Coding region: 175-1761 (528 amino acids)
Molecular function (GO): toxic substance binding
Source: RefSeq, a predicted model, not a curated record
GCACUAAAAUCAAUAAUCUGCUUGUAAACAAGCCCUACAUGUGGGGCAAACAAUUCAUUUAGCAAAUUCUUUUUUAUACACAAUAAUUUAUGGUUUUGUGUGUUUAUUUGGAAGUAAAUAAUUAUUUCCCUUUGUUAUUUUAAUAUUAGUGUUAAAUAAGAGGCACAGGAAACAAUGGAUUCAGCCAAUGUAGGAUAUUCGUAUCAUUUGCCGUCAGGCGGGUGGAAUUAUAAGAUUCGCAACACAUUAUCACAAUUUAGUGAUCUGUUCAGCGAAUUUAAUAAAUACAUCGCGCCGGCAUAUCAUCACGACCGAUGCGAAAGGUCUGUUCAAAUGAGGAUAUAUUCAAUGCACAAAGGGGAGUUUGUAAUGGUUUUUAUAGCAUUUUUUGCUUGCUUCGGUUUGGGUGUGUUCAUAGGAUUAGCAGGUCCAUCACCAACGUCCACCACGUCGGUAGCCGCUUCCACGCUGCUGACAAACGCCAGUGACAUAUACCAAGGCCCGUUCCAUUUGCACAGUCCCGCGCUUGGCACGCGCGUGCAGCAACUGUGGCUGCUAGCCGAAAUACUGACCAAUAAUAAUGACGAGGAAAUAUUUGAUAAGAGUUUCCAAAUAAGUAUAUCUAUAGAUGGUAUACUAAGUGACCAUACAGCUGUUAACCUGAUACCAGAAAGCUCCGCUACAAAUCGGACUCAACAUCUAAAGUGCAAAGAGCAAGUAUGCGACGAGGUUAUGAUCCUACAUUUAGGUUCCUUAGUGUACACACACUACGUACUAAACAUACGAUUUUAUGGACUCAAGGAGUUCCACAAAAGAUAUUAUAUUAAAGAAAUUAUAUUCUAUUUUAAAACUUAUAAUCCAGGUUUCACGCAAAUGGAAACGUGGUUCAGAUUUAUUUUUCUACUCACGACCUUCACAAUCGCUUGUUGGUUCGCGCAUUCCCUGAGGAAAUACUCCACCCACGACUGGGCUAUAGAACAGAAGUGGCUUUCUAUAUUAUUGCCACUGCUUUUAUUAUACAAUGAUCCGAUAUUUCCUUUACGCCUGGUCUCCGGGAGCUGUUUCGCACCUCUAAUGGACACCAUAUUCCAGACUCUAUUCCUAGCUUGCGUCAUGCUGUCCUGGCUGGCACAAUACCACGGUCUAAGACAGAAUGAAAGGGGUUUCUUAUCUUUCUAUUUAUCGAAACUAAUUGUAGUCGGUAUGGUGUGGACGCCUGCGAUGGUCAUCACCAUAUGGCAGAAGUAUUAUGCUUUCUACGAUCCAACGUUCAAUUACAACAUGAAUCCGAAUUACCCUGUCGUCAAGAUUAUGUUCUUUAGUGCGAUUACACUUUACUUCUUAUACUUAUUGAUCCUUAUUAUAAAAGCGUACAGUGACUUGAGGAAUAUGCCAUUUUUUGAUAUAAGACUUCGCUGCUUAUCGAUCGUGGUUGGCACUGUUACGUUCAUAACGAUGCUGUUGGCGAUACAAGGGUGGGGUCCGGCUGCGUUGCAAGAUCACUGGGCCGCGCAACCAAAGGUCCACUACGAUACGUCCGCUCCGUUCAUGGCUCUAUAUGGCCUGUUCAACUUUAAGAUGUAUAUACUGGCCUAUCUAUUCUCGCCUGGCGGUGGUUCUAUACACGAAACGGCCAUAACCAAAGACAACCCCGCAUUUUCCAUGAUCAACGACUCGGAUGAAGAAGUUAUUUAUGGUUCCGAUGAGGAAAGCCGCCGCCCACUCAACUCCCACCACAGAAUGAACAAUGAAGACAUAUGAUUCACUAGGCAAAGUUAUGUUUUCGGUCAUUGUAUGUUUUUUUCUUAUUAAGAAAUUAUAAAAGUAUUUCAA